AUGAUGGCUGGUCCUCUUUCCACUCAAAAGAUGUCCACUGCACCGGCAAAACAAUUCUCGUUCAGAAGCAUGCUGAGCAUACCCAUCCUUAUCUUGUUCUUCAUCGCCUUCUUUUUCGUAUCUACAUUGAAAAUCAGAAUUGUGUACAGCACAACCACCUCAACCACAACGUCCAUCUGCAACAGCAAUGAUUGCGAUGGCGUCUCAUCUCUACCUGCCAUGCCAGACCAACAACAACAGCAACAGCAACAACCACUCGUCAAGCAUGUGACUCAUCCCAUAGUGCCCAAGCCCACAUCUUAUCCUUUCACUAUCGUUACUGCAUCCAGCGCCAAUCACUUGUGCUCACUCGAAAAUUUCUUGUAUUCACUUUAUAAUCUGCGUGACCAACUUGAAGUUCAUGAAUUUCCUAGAAUCGUUGUCUACAACAUUGGCAUGAAUCGCACUCAGCUACCCGUAUUGGAUCAGUUUGUCGAGAAUGGUUUGAUUGAUGAUUUAGAGACAUUCGACUAUUUCAAAUAUCCUCGUUUCUGGGACGUCGCUAUCAGUGCUGGUGAGUACGCUUGGAAGACUGGCAUUGUACACGAAGCGAGCCAAAAGUAUGUGCAAGAUUCCAAUGGUAUCUUGGUGUGGUUGGAUGCUGGUAAUAUGGUUACACCCGAGUUUAUAAAGAGCAUUCCUUCUACAAUUCGCAAGAAUGGCGGUUUCUGGUCUCCUCGUUCAUCUAAAAACAUGGGCAUGUGGACACAUCCUGGCAUGUACAAGUACUACAAUGCUGACCCUCAAGAGUACGCGAAAAACCCCAACUGUAAUGGCGCUGCUUUGGGCUUUGAUGUUCACAACCAAACAAUCUUUAAUGACAUCAUUCAACCAUGGUACGAGUGUGGUUUGGAUAAGAACUGCAUUGCUCCCCCAGGUUCAUCUCGUUUGAAUCAUCGUCAAGAUCAAGCUGCUUUGACAUUCUUGGCUUAUCGCAGUGGAAAGAAAUGCACAAUGUCACCCAACUACUACAAGCUUCAAAUUCAUCGUGAUAAAUCUUGCAGAGCUGAAUUGAUGGCUAUGGAUAUUCAAGGCAAACUGAACCAUCCUAGCUCAAUGGACUUUCCCAAGUGGUAUGCAAGCAAUACUUUGCAGUUGUAUCAUCAUCCUGAAUGGAGAUAUGCCGAAGACAAGGUGCCUGCAAAUCUCGCUAAUUUGCUAAAUUAUUCCCCUCCACCUCCCACUACCAUCUAA
Messenger RNA from Mucor velutinosus, 1233 nucleotides. Its product is annotated as Cytochrome b5 heme-binding domain-containing protein. The transcript has a single exon. The record is from RefSeq and is a predicted model, not a curated record. Lineage: Eukaryota; Fungi; Mucoromycota; Mucoromycetes; Mucorales; Mucoraceae. The coding region runs from base 1 to 1233 and encodes 410 amino acids.